AUGAAAGUAACUACUGUGAUUUUUAUUGCAUCUUUGCUUAUUAUAAACGAUUUAGUUUGGGCAGAAGAGUCUGAAAGUGAAGAAGAAAGCGAAGAUGCAACAGAUGACUCGAGUAGUAACCAGAAAGAAGACGACGAAGAAAGUUCGCCUCAGAAAUUUAAUAAUCCCGAGGAGGAAACAGAAAAUUCUAAACCAGAGUCACAUAAUCCAGAAAAACAAGUAGACAUCUUUUCUUAUCACCCACCAGGUGUUUCUAAUGUACAAAAUAGAAUAUCUGCGACAGUUCCACAUUUUCAUCCUAUUCAUAGUCCUAGAAAAGGUGAUGAUAGUUUUUCGUUUCAUAAACUUAAUGGGCCUCUCAGUAAAAACGUUCAACCAUAUUUGGUACCCAAUUCAAAUCAGUUACAAGCAGGUUCUCAGAGCAUAGAUUACAGGGGCCAACCUGACUACUCCUUUGCGUAUGGAGUUCACGAUGAUUUAUCGAAAAAUUCCCAUACACACAUGGAGUCAAGAGAUGGUAAUGAUCUACACGGAGAAUACCGAGUUUUACAACCGGAUGGGCUUGUUCGAAUUGUGCGGUAUGCAGAAGAUCCAAAAACAGGGUUUAAAAUGACUGUUACCUACUCUAAAUUAUAA
Diabrotica balteata is the source of this 636-nucleotide messenger RNA. NCBI's taxonomy places the organism in Eukaryota, Metazoa, Arthropoda, Insecta, Coleoptera, Chrysomelidae. The record is from the annotation of a GenBank genome assembly.